Cicer arietinum (chickpea) is the source of this 414-nucleotide messenger RNA. RefSeq lists its product as uncharacterized. NCBI's taxonomy places the organism in Eukaryota, Viridiplantae, Streptophyta, Magnoliopsida, Fabales, Fabaceae. The record is from RefSeq and is a predicted model, not a curated record.
AUGUCUUGUCACCUCCUAGUUGAGCUCGAACAUAAAGCAUAUUGGGCAAUACAGAUCUUUAACUUUGAUUUAAAGGUUGUUGGUGAAAAAAGGAAGCACCAACUCAAUGAGCUUGAUGAGUUGAGGUUAGACGCUUAUGAGAAUGCUAAACUCUACAAGGAAAGAACCAAGAAGUGGCAUGAUAAACACAUAACAAGAAGAGAAAUCAAAGAAUGGGACUUCGUAUUACUUUUCAAUUCACGAUUGAAGUUGUUUUUUAGUAAACUUUGUUUGAGGUGGUCGGGGCCAUUUCAAAUAUGUAAGGUGCUCCCGUUUGGAGCUAUAGAAAUCUGGAGUGAGGCCAAUGGAGUUUUCACUGUGAAUGAUCAAUGUUUAAAGCAUUAUGUAGUUGGGAAUCUAAUAGAAAAGGGGUAA